Messenger RNA from Eruca vesicaria subsp. sativa (arugula), 704 nucleotides. The record is from the annotation of a GenBank genome assembly. Lineage: Eukaryota; Viridiplantae; Streptophyta; Magnoliopsida; Brassicales; Brassicaceae.
AAAAUCAGUAACCCACAAAAUUUUAGUCGUUUUAGCCCCUCACCACGAAUCUUCUUUCUGACUGUCAUGACAAAAAGAAAACUGACUUUUGGCCGUUUCCCCUGUUUACUGCUAUGGAAAGACAGAAGUCGAAGCUUGCAAAGAAUAAGAACAUCUCUGAUGACGUAAGAACAAGCGGAGAAGCUUCAAUUCCGCUUAAUCUCAUCCCUGAGAUACUCAAAGAUGUGCCUGUUAAAACCCUAGAAAGAUUCCUUUGCGUAUCUAAGCCCUGGGGAUCCAUCAUUCGCAACGGAGAUUUUGUGAAAUCGUACUUGAUCAAGUCGUCAACUCGUCCUCAAAGUCUCAUCUUCACAUUCAAGAGCAGGCGUCACAGUAAACGCUUCUUCUUCUCGUGGAGUCAAGGCCAAGAUGGAGAUGAAUCAUUAUCUUGUGACCAAGUUACCAUUUGAAAUACAUUCUCAAGCCUACACAGCCAUCACUCCACCUGUCCACGGUUUGAUUUGCUAUGGACCUCCUUCUAAGCUUAUGGUGUACAACCCUAGCACUAGACGGUCCAUUUAUUUGCCUAAUGCUGAUGCUCACAGGAUACGUAUGUACCACUACUUGGGUUAUGAUCCCAUCGAUGGUGACAACAAAAUGUUGUGUACGAGUAGAGGCAAGCAUGUUGAGAAUAUCUUGUUUCUCUAAGAGUGCUCCGGACAAUC